AUCGAUAUAUAUUCAACAACACGACUAGAAGAAAAAAAUUAAAAUAUUUAUCCGUAUUAAAUAAUUAUAACUGGUGCCUUAAGCACGACCUCAAAGGUAUCACCUGCUGUGCUGCCAGUCUACUAAGCAGUCCGGCGAGCAGCAGCAACAGAAAGAAGAAGUGCAUAAAUAAGUGCAUCUGCAUUAUGGACGCCGACAGCAGUGUAGCGUCCCACCGAGAUUCUCAUCGAUCGAGGACCCGAAGAGACGUACAUGUACGAGACCAGGGACGAGAACGCGAGCGCGUGCGCGAGCAGAAGACGGUACCCUACUUUGCGGAUCCUGUGCGUGAGCGGGAUCGCGUGAAGAAUGUGCGUCCGAAAUCUCCACCUUCGACUGGCAAACGGUGCCGACGAACCAGGUCGAGAUCGAGAUCCUCUGACAGAAGACUCUAUCGCCGUCGCACCCGUAGUCGAAGUAGCGAGCGUCGACACCGAAACCGGAGUCCGCGUCGACGCACGCCACCGCCGAGGAUAAUAACAGUUCCUGUGCCCGUGCCAGCACAUGAGUUCGCAUAUAGAUACGGCUGGCCGGCACCCCAUCCAGCGCAUCAGUUUAAUGGAAUAUAUGGUCCACUGGCAUAUCCACCGCGUCCACGAUUUGGGUACCGACCAAUGCGACCUUCGUUUCAGGCAGCCCCUUAUUCUAGGCCUUAUGCACACCAUGAAUAUCGCCAUCGUCAUCCAUUCAAUCCACAAUUUCGUUUUAGUUAUAGAAACUCAUGGCAGCAUCCGAAUUAAAGACACAUUUCGACAUAAUUACAAGUUUA
Molecule: messenger RNA, 808 nt
Organism: Drosophila miranda
Lineage: Eukaryota; Metazoa; Arthropoda; Insecta; Diptera; Drosophilidae
Product: female-specific protein transformer
Exons: 3
Coding region: 186-779 (197 amino acids)
Biological process (GO): mRNA processing; female sex differentiation
Source: RefSeq, a predicted model, not a curated record